AUGGCUCAACAAGAACGCAAGCUUCCCUUUGGGAAGAUCGAGCCCAACACGGCCAAGUACUUUUAUAGCUGCGGACUUGGCGGCAUCAUCGCUUGUGGGCCAACUCACACCGCUGUAACACCGCUCGACCUGGUCAAGUGCCGCCGACAAGUCGACCCUAAGAUCUACUCCUCUAACAUCUCCGCAUGGCGCUCCAUUUUCGCCAAAGAGGGCUUUCGCGGCGUCAUCUUCGGCUGGUCGCCCACCUUCGUGGGGUACUCGUUCCAGGGCGCCGGCAAGUACGGUCUGUAUGAGUACUUCAAGUACCUGUACGGCGAUCAGAUGUUCCCGGAGUCCAACCGCACCCUCGUCUUCCUGGGCGCCAGUGCUUCGGCCGAGUUCUUCGCCGACAUGGCCCUGUGCCCCUUGGAGGCCAUCAAGGUCCGCAUGCAGACCACCCUUCCGCCUUUCGCGAAUAACUUACGUGAGGGUUGGAGUCGCAUUGUCGCGAAGGAGGGCCUCAGUGGCCUCUACAAGGGAUUGUAUCCCCUGUGGGCGCGCCAGAUUCCCUACACCAUGACCAAAUUCGCGACCUUUGAGGAGACAGUUAAGGUUAUCUACAAAACCAUGGGUAAGCCCAAGGAGGAGUAUGGCCAGUUGGCUCAGACUGGAGUGAGUUUCCUGGGUGGUUAUAUCGCCGGUAUCUUCUGCGCGAUCGUCAGUCAUCCCGCAGAUGUCAUGGUUAGCAAGUUGAACGCCGAUCGGAAGGCUGGUGAGGGUGCCAUGACAGCUAUAUCCAGAAUUUAUGGUAACAUUGGAUUCUCUGGGCUUUGGAACGGUCUGCCUGUCCGUAUCGUGAUGCUGGGUACUUUGACCGGUUUCCAGUGGUUAAUUUAUGACUCGUUCAAGGUCUUCCUGGGCCUGCCGACAACCGGUGGACAUUAG
This is a messenger RNA of Penicillium cinerascens, 924 nucleotides long. Its product is annotated as putative mitochondrial phosphate transporter Pic2. Gene Ontology annotation, molecular function: phosphate transmembrane transporter activity. Bases 1 to 924 code for a protein of 307 amino acids. NCBI's taxonomy places the organism in Eukaryota, Fungi, Ascomycota, Eurotiomycetes, Eurotiales, Aspergillaceae. The record is from RefSeq and is a predicted model, not a curated record. The transcript has 5 exons. Gene Ontology annotation, cellular component: mitochondrial inner membrane. Gene Ontology annotation, biological process: mitochondrial phosphate ion transmembrane transport.